Yamadazyma tenuis ATCC 10573 is the source of this 492-nucleotide messenger RNA. The record is from RefSeq and is a predicted model, not a curated record. Lineage: Eukaryota; Fungi; Ascomycota; Pichiomycetes; Serinales; Debaryomycetaceae.
AUGACCACUACAGUUGACCCAAUUGCUAAAAAACAGAAGCUCGAAGACGUCGCCACCUUGAAAGUAUUAUUGAGAUCCGAUAAGGCCAAGGUCCCUACCAAAGGCUCUGCUUUGGCUGCCGGAUAUGAUAUCUACUCAUCUGAAUCGGGGUUGGUUCCUGGUCACGGACAGGCCAUGAUUAAAACCGAUUUGACGGUUGUGGUGCCUGUUGGGUGCUAUGGACGAGUGGCUCCGCGGUCAGGGUUGGCGGCCAAGCAUGGGAUUUCAACCGGGGCCGGAGUCAUCGAUGCUGAUUAUAGAGGAGAGGUGAAGAUUAUUCUCUUCAACCACUCUGACAAGGAUUUCGAAAUUGCCGAAGGGGACAGAAUUGCCCAGUUGGUGUUGGAGAAGAUUCUCUUGACCGACGUACAAGAGAUCACGGCCGAACAAUUAGACGCCACCGACCGAGGCGAAGGAGGAUUUGGUUCAACUGGAGGAUUUGGUGCUCAGUAA